Molecule: messenger RNA, 1577 nt
Organism: Numida meleagris (helmeted guineafowl)
Lineage: Eukaryota; Metazoa; Chordata; Aves; Galliformes; Numididae
Gene: DYNLT5
Product: Tctex1 domain containing 1
Exons: 2
Coding region: 72-455 (127 amino acids)
Biological process (GO): microtubule-based movement
Cellular component (GO): cytoplasmic dynein complex; cytoplasm
Molecular function (GO): dynein intermediate chain binding
Source: RefSeq, a predicted model, not a curated record
GGCUCCCGGCGGCCUCUGGGCGACGCUGGCCCAGGCCCUCCGCCCUCCGCGUCCCCUCUGCGGCUCCCGGGAUGCAGUGUGGGGAGGCCGCGGGAGGCCUCGGGGCUCACUGUCCCCGUCCUCCAGGGCCCUCCAAGCGGUUCCCGGUGGCGGCGGUGGACGCCAUCCUGAAGGCCGUGCUGGAGGGCUGCCUGCGGGAGCAGUGCUACGAGCCGGGGCUGUGCCGGGAGAUGGCCGCGACCGUCAGCGAGGUGAUCAAAGCUCGGGUGAAGGACCUGGUGGUGCCGAGGUACAAGAUCGUUGUGGUGACGCACAUUGGGCAGCUGAAUGGGCAGGGCAUGCAGAUCGGCAGCAGGUGCCUGUGGGAUCCUGCCACGGAUACGUUUUCAUCCUACGUCUUCAAAAACAGCUCGCUGUUUGCUCUUGCAAAUGUCUAUGCUGUCUAUUUUGAAUAGCAAGGUAGAUGCAUUUAGCAGAGGAGAAAUGAAUUUCAGUCUGAGUCCUCCUGUUGCUGAGAGCAGCAGUGAGGGACCGAGGCAACAAUCACCUGCUUAGAAAUGUGGUUCCCCCAAGCUUUUUGGUGGUGAGUGCCAUCAUUGUAUUCCCCAUGGCUUUCCCUGGUUAGUGAUUUUCUGUAGGAUGCCAUUUUGCACCUGAUUCUAACUGCUUUUGGCACUGGGUGUUCCUGUAACAUUUGUUCUCCCUGAAUUUACUGUGAGUACGUGAUCCCUCAAGAAAUGACCGAGUGAUUUUUGGAAGGCAAAACAAACACGUUUGGAACCAAUCCACACUUUGGGGCAGCUCAGCCCCGGCCCCAUGCACACACUGCCCUGCUCAUGCAGGGUCCCGUCGCGUGGCCAUGCAGAAGGCAGAAAGUUUUUCUUAGAGAUGAGUGACUGUCCCAUUGUUUUCCAAAUCAAGUGGUAAAUGCCCUUAAAUUCAUCAUGUUCAGAGUAUAUCGAUCUGACAUUCCUGGCCCCUUUUAUUUAAGAUGCUUCAAUCUAGCAGGAAAAAAAAGUGAAAUUGUGUUUCUCAGCUGCUACCUCCCUAUAGAUAAUGGGGGAAAUGCAUCUCUAUCAGCUCAGAAAUGUGCUUGGAAGCAUAUUUCUCAUCUGUCCCGUUGCAAAUUGACUGCCCACUGGGCAGGACGCCAGGUCAAUGGGAAAUAAAUCGUGACUCCUCCUGCGCGUUUUGAGGGCAGACAGAGGGGUCACUGUCUUAUCUGCUGCAGCAAUCCCUGUGCUGUGGUGCCCUGCACAGAGCUAUGUGCUCAGCAUUGCUCUCAUUUUGGUACCAGCAGACACUUGUUGCUACCCCUGUCUCACAGGUGAUAACCCAGGUCCAAAAGCUGCUCUUGGAUUUUUGUAGAACGCACAUAGUAGAUAGCUAUGUUACUGCUUUUUAUGUGCAAAGACAGGAGUUAGAUGGGAGGAGAUGUUUGUACUCAUAUCGAAAAAUGCAGUGCUAAAACACUGUAAUACUUUGUAGAAUCCCAGCAAACCCACCUGCAGCUGCACUGCAGCUCCUAACACUCACCCUCUGCGUACUUUAAAGAAUAAAGGUACAACUAAAGAACA